Molecule: messenger RNA, 870 nt
Organism: Paramecium octaurelia
Lineage: Eukaryota; Ciliophora; Oligohymenophorea; Peniculida; Parameciidae
Source: the annotation of a GenBank genome assembly
UAUAUAUAUCCGAUGUCGAGAGUCAAAUAAUCUGCAUGUAUAAUUGUGAGUAUACCCCACUUUUAGAUGUGUAACCAUCCCCAAGUUCAGGAAGAAUUCAAAAGAUUUCUGAGAAAUUGUCAACCAUCCAAAUUGGAGUCGAGAAUGAGAGAUUCCAAAAAUUGGAAUAGGCCGAACAACGAAUUCAAUAGGCAGAAGAUGCAUUCAAUGAGUUUCAGGAACAAAUCUUUACAAAACUAAAUGGAUUACGAGAUCAAGUACCCACAUUAUUUUAAAUGUUCGUUAACAGUUAGGCAAAUUAUCGAAGUAAGUGGAAGAUGACAGAUUGGCUAAGGAACAAGCCAAUGAAGCCAAGAACAGAGAUGUCCAAGCAUUGACCAAGAAGUUUGAGAAUGCCAUCGAGAAUGAACAACAAACCAAGAAGGAGGGAGAGGCUAAGGUUCUUAGAUUGACAGAGGAUAAAACUGCACUCCUAAGGACUGAGGUACAAAAGGAGACAGCCUAAAGAGUGGAUGCCAUAGAGGGCAUUCAUUAGGGUCUUUAAAAUGAUUUGCCAAAGAUUUAGGAGGCCAUCAGAGAGGAGGCCAAUGAGAGAGAUGAAGCAGAUUAAAAUGUAAUAAAGUAAGGUCAUAUUUUAAGGUAAUGAAAUCAAUUACAGACGAAUUGGUUAAGUUGAGUAAUCUGAUUAAUGUGGAGAAGAGAAAUAGAGAUGAAAGUGAAUAAUCCAUAUUUGAGAUGUUGAAAGACAUAGUCAAUAGAGUGAAAGUUGAAUUGGAUUAGGAGAAGAGAACAAGAGAGCAAUCUGAAGAACACUUGCUCAGUUUAUUGGAAGACACAUGUAAUAAACUUAGUAUUGCAGCAAAUUUAUGA